Acanthopagrus latus (yellowfin seabream) is the source of this 2464-nucleotide messenger RNA. RefSeq lists its product as uncharacterized. The record is from RefSeq and is a predicted model, not a curated record. Gene Ontology annotation, biological process: response to bacterium. Bases 1139 to 2008 code for a protein of 289 amino acids. Lineage: Eukaryota; Metazoa; Chordata; Actinopteri; Spariformes; Sparidae. The transcript is spliced from 3 exons.
CAUGUUUAAAAUGACAACUCUUGAGACAGCAUUUAAAACACACUGUAUGUAACUGUAUCUGCCACAAGGGGUAUCAAAAACAACACAGAACAAAAAAAAAAUGUUUGCAGUGCUCAAUGCGCGCCAGGUCUGGAGGGGAUAGCUAAGUGCAGAGCCAGACCUCCUGGAGGAAUAAACACCAGCCGUUUGCUCUGGUCUAGAUUGGUUUACCAAUGUGAGGCGAGCUCAGAAAUGACUUUGAAGUCGAUGUAUCUUCACUCCUGUUUAUCAACCGGAUUGCAGCAGCAGUCUUCAGUGGUGACGAUGCAGAGAGGAGAUAAAGGACCAAGAGAACCGUAGUCUCUGGUGACCGCUGCGUUAAAUGAGAGGUUGACCUGAAUUCAAACACACACUUAGACACACACACACACCCUCGGUAUGUGCCGUUGCAUGCUAGCUUGUCAAUUUGUCUGUUUGGGAUGAAUAAACACUUGUGCGAGUAAUGCAAAUAAACAGAAAUGAUGCCGCCGUCAAACUUGCAUGAGUAGCGUGAGGCAAAAGCUUGCUUUGCGGAAAGCGAAAGCACCGCUCAACAACCAAGGUUGCUGAUGAAAAUCCAUCUAAUGUGAGCCAGCCACUAUCACUCAUUAACUAGUCGGCUUUUUAAAGUUUUAUUCAUGAUACGUUUCGUCUCUUGGACGUGAACAUUAUUGGAAACAUUUUGCAUAACGUAAGAACACCACCAAACAAUACAAAAAAGGUCUAGUCAUUUCUUAGAAAUCUGAAUGCAAAAAUCUUACAUAUUGUAUUAAGGCAGUCAGACCAUCCUUUAUCAGAGCUCCACAAUCAUAUAAGUUUCCCCCUUUCAUUCCCCGAAACGCUGUACUCUAAAGAUACUGUAUAGCCAAAAGGGCAGAUGAAAUCCCAUCUGACUGUUACUCACGACAUCUUGCAGCUUGUCCCCUAUAGGAGGCGCUAUAGACUCCUGUCAGCUAAAACAUCCUGCUCUGUGAGGUGUUUCUGAAAAUGUCUUUUUUUGCAAGAUGUUUGAAGUGCCGCACAGUUUGACCCUGUUGACAGCCAAUCAAAUGUAACCCUGUUUCGAGGCUGCCGUCUUCUUUUCCACUCGAAGCACCCUGCUCUUUGGCCCUCUGAGACGAUGCAGCUGUAUAUGAUCCUCUGUGGACUGUUUCACCUGUCAGCACUGAUCCAGUCGGCUGCAGUCAAACAGGAUGCCGGGGUUAUAUCUGCCAGCGUUGGGGACAAUGUGACUUUACAAUGUUUCUAUGACAGCCAAGUGGCGAUGCACUUCUCCUGGUACCGGCAAACCUUAGGAGGUGGACCUGAGCUCCUUACCAGUAUUUACAAGUAUGACAAACCGUCUAAAGGCUUCCACUGGAUGGAGAAGCACCCUCGGUUCUAUGUGCAAAUGAAGGACAGGAUUAAUCAUUUACACAUCUCUGACGUCCACAUCUCAGAUUCAGCGACAUACUUCUGUGGGAGCUCGCACUCGAACAGAGUGGAGUUUGGAGAGGGGGUCUUUCUAAGUGUCAAAGGAGCCAGCCUCAAGGAAGUAAUCCAGGGGCCAGACUCCAAGAUUGUCCCACAGGGAGGCUCUGUGACUUUUGACUGCACAGUGCACACUGGGACCUGUGAUGGAGAACACAGUGUUUACUGGUUCAGACACGAGUCUCGCCUGGGAAUCCUUCACAUGCCCGGGGAUCGAUGGAAACACGUCCCUUCACCGGGGUCUCAUUCACCGGGGUCUCCCUCAGCGAGCUGUGUCUACCAUUUGCAGAACAUGAACCUGAGCUCCUCUGAUGCUGGAACCUACUACUGCGCUGUGGCCUCCUGUGGGGGGAUACUGUUCGGUAACGGAAGCAAGCUGUUUGUCCAAAGUAAGGCUGAGGACCAGAUGGCCAAGAUGAAAAUCCUAGUCUGGCUCUCCAUCAUCAGAACUGGGAUUCUCUUGUUAUUUAUUACUGUUUGUCUUUUGGUUUAUGUUGGUAAGACCAAGAAAAGUCCUUAAAUCAGAGUUUCGCUCAGAAUGCUCAUGUUAAUCUGAGUCUUUGUUACCGUUGUCAGAAUUUACACAGAAUAAGUAUAAAAAACAUAUUGUCAUUCUUUGUUACACUUCUUAAUAAAAGCAACUUUCAAAAAGCUAGUGUUUGUCUCCUCAUAAACAGACUUUUGUUUGUAGAGGAUGAUGCAAUUUGUGGAGAUAUAAUUAGGGCAUACAAUACAGCUAUGAAGAGCAACAACAGCAAAAGUUUUUUAAAAAGCAGUGAGAACACCUUUAACCUAUUGUCUAAUCAACCCAGGAACUAGGCUCAGAUUUUGCUAACCAUGACAGUGGUACACAACAUCCGUGCGUGGUUGAUCACAAAAAAAAAGUUUCCUGUAAAUGCGCACCGGUCCCUUGCAACAAAAUGAGGACAUCCUGCUUGAAAACCACCUUCAUGCAAACAAAAAUCUUAAACAGGCA